ACUUCACAUCAUGAGUCAUGUUAUCAUGUUCUCAGGAGCUGAGUAACUGCCGGGGCUAUUUUUACCCUUGUUCUUGUUCAGCAGGCUUCCUUUUCUCUGCCGCUGCUGCUGGAUGGACGAAGGACAUGAGGAUGCCAAGAAAGGAGUUGCUGCUAGCUGUCUCCACCCCUCUCUUGUCUCCUUUAAAAGAACAGCUGAAAGGGUGGCACCUUAUUCUCUUUCUUGCAGACUAAAAUAAAGAUCCACCAGCUCUCUCCCUGCUACUCACUCUCCUCCCACUUGAUUUUACCUUUUUUCUUGUUGCAACAGAGCAUAAGAGGCAGCAGCGCCGCUGAGACUUAUCAAGACUCAACACACACACAGAAUCCAGCCAAGACAUUUGCUCACCUGUCUGCAAAACCAAACCAAUCAGACCUCACAUACAACAAAACUACCAGCAACGUUUUGAAAGAAAAGACACGGAAACCAGAAAAUAAUUUAAGAGAAAAAAAUUCAACUUAAAACAACUUUUAUUUUUUAAAAAAUAUGCCAGAGGAAGAAAAACAUUAAAAAAAAAAUAAACCAACAAAAAAAUUAAGAAAGAAGAUUUAUGUUCUGAUUUUGUAUAAACAUUUAGGAAAACUUUGUUUCAGACUUUUCUAGUUUUUUCUGGAAAACACUGCAAAUCAUUUUUACCUUUUUGUGUGGACUUUUUUUUUUCUUAAAGAACAAAAAUUAAGAAGGAAAAAGAUAAGUGUUUGGACCAUCCAAUAAAAGGAAAUACUGGAAGAUUUCUUGUGGAGAGGGGGGGAGACAGACUUUGGAUGCAUACAUUUUUGGGGGGACUGCCUUUUUAGUUUAUUUAUACUCCUCUCCUAUAUUCCUGCUGGCUGAUGAGGCAGAGAAAGGGUCCAACAAGUAACCAAGAAUUACUUUUUAAAAAAUAAAGUGUCUGUUUUUUAACCCUUUCUUCCCCACUCCAUGAUUGUGGGAGACUAGAGAAAAUAACUUGGAAGGGAAAAUGAAGAAGUGCAGAGCACUCUGUGAAGGAGGCAAGGCUAGAGCAAAACUGUAAGCAGAGACUGCCUCUCUCACCUCUUUGCCUAAGCGUGGGAAUUUAUUAUUUCUUUUAAAGUCUGUCCUUCAAUGUGUCUGGAACUUUUGGGGCUCAGAGUCGGUAUGAAUUUCAGAUUGAUCUUCAUGUCUCUCUGGUACCUGCCUCUCAUCAGCACUGAGGGGGACCCCAUCCCAGAAGACAUUUACAAGAUAAUGAGUGACAGCUUGGUGCGCUCCAGGAGUGACCUCCAGCGUGCCCUGCAGAUAGACUCCGUAGAAGAGGAUGGCUCCAAUUUGGACCUGAACUUAACCCGAGCCCAUCCUGGUCAAAACUUGCCUCGAGGGAGACGAAGUCUAGUGGCAGAUGCUGAGCCAGCAGUACUCGCAGAGUGCAAGACACGGACGGAGAUCUUUGAAAUCUCCCGGAGCAUGGUAGAUUCCACCAAUGCCAACUUCGUGGUGUGGCCGCCGUGUGUGGAGGUGCAGCGGUGCUCCGGGUGCUGCAACAACCGCAACGUGCAGUGUCGCCCCACAAUGGUCCACGUGCGGCAUGUCCAGGUAAACAAGAUAGAAUUUGUCCAGAAGAAGCCAAACUUUAAAAAAGCCAUUGUGCCCUUGGAGGAUCACCUGGAGUGUCGAUGUGAGGCACUGUCAUCUCGGCCCUCUGGUCGUGGUCGGCCAGGUUCACAUAAACACAGAGGUGAGUCACCAUUGAUCUCUGCAGCCCCUGUUUCAGUGAGACAACGAGCGCGCCGGCUGCCAGCACGAAAGAGAAAACAUCGGAAGUUCAAGCAUGUCCACGAUAAGAAAGUGCUGAAAGAAAUCCUCACAGCAUAGAGGUGCUGGCCAGGGAGAGAGUGCAAGGCAGGUUUAUUUAAUAUACAGCAAAACCUGCCUUAGAUAUCACCUCUGAAGAGAAACCACCUGUCACGAGCAACUACUUGCAGAGGCCACAGAACACAACCACUCUCUGGUGUGCAAACCUUUGAAGAGACCACUUUGUACAAACGACCACUUUUGCUAACUCCCAUGAGUGGUCGCUCUUGGCAGGUUUUACUGUAUUUGCUGUAUUGCCCCCAUGGGGUCCUCGGAGUGAUAACUCUUCCUCUCUGUCGGUCUGUCUCGGUGCCCGAGUCGGACGGCAAAUGGUGCUUCCCUUUCCAUGACCGGACCGUCUCCCUAGAUUUCCCUCUCUUCAUUUAUUAAAAACAUUUAAAGUUUUCCAAAAAAAAAAAAAAAAAAAAACACGUUAGAAAAAAAGAAAAAGCCACAUGCAACUGGAACCAGAUGAUGCCUUUUCUACUGCAGAGGAUAGAACGGCAAAUGGGAAAAAGAAAAAUGGGUCAAUAUUCUUUUGAGGGGGAAAAAUGGGAGGGGGGAAAUGGGAGCAAUUUACUUCCUUUUCCCUCUUCUUCUUGGUGAGGGUGAGGGACCCUGGCUGAGAGAUCAAUGAUUGUGAUGGACAUGUUUUAAAGCAGGCAAACCUCAGAUUGAGAGAGGAAACCAAUGAUGGAAAAUGCACUAAGGACUUUUAUUGUCCCGUCUGGACAGAUUUUUGUGUGUGCGUGCGUGUGUGUAUGUAUGUAUAUAUAUAUUAUUUUAAAAACCACUAAAAUGUACAACAUCUCGGGGAACAGAAAAAAUGAAAGCAAAAUGCAUUUAUCCCAUCCACCUCUGGGGCAGACUGGAAGACUUCUGAGGCAGUGGGAAGGAGUGGACCAGCUGGCAGAAUCAUUCUCCCUUCUCCUGGCCCCCUGACAAAGGAUGCUGUCUUUGCACAUGGCUGUAGAGGUUCGACUUUCCAGUCUGGGGACUUGGGUUAUUGUUUAAUUCACAUUGUAUGUAUAUAUCUAUCUAUCUGGUUUUAAAAUGGAUUUGUUCCAUGGUGGGAGGAUCUGCAGGCAUGUUUGUGCAUCAGCUCAGGUGGGCUAGAAGAAAAGCAAACUUUCCACGACUUUACCCAGUGUGUGUGGGGUGCAAAAUGUGGUGCACAGAGCAAUGUCCCUCACUCUCUUUCUCCCUGUACAACUCCCUGCAGGAUACAGAAUGACAACACAAUCAACCAACGAAAUACAGGCUUAGAAACAUUACUCAUCAGAACAAACUGUAACUGGCUGAACAGUGAUCCGGAGGCAGGAUAAUAUUUCCAGAAAUAUCUGAGAGCAGAAUAACCCUUUCAUGGAUGUUCUUAUAUCACAACUCGCAGUUGCUCUCCCCGUCUCUAUGUCCCUGGCUCUCCCAUUUUCCUCCCCAUUUUUCUCUCUCAACACACACGAGGAUUUCCUUAACUUACAUUAAAGCUCUUUUCAGUUUCAAAAGCA
Molecule: messenger RNA, 3356 nt
Organism: Dermochelys coriacea (leatherback sea turtle)
Lineage: Eukaryota; Metazoa; Chordata; Testudines; Dermochelyidae
Gene: PDGFB
Product: platelet derived growth factor subunit B
Exons: 8
Coding region: 1126-1872 (248 amino acids)
Biological process (GO): positive regulation of phosphatidylinositol 3-kinase/protein kinase B signal transduction; positive regulation of ERK1 and ERK2 cascade; positive regulation of protein autophosphorylation
Cellular component (GO): membrane
Molecular function (GO): platelet-derived growth factor receptor binding; growth factor activity
Source: RefSeq, a predicted model, not a curated record